Molecule: messenger RNA, 2115 nt
Organism: Enhydra lutris kenyoni (northern sea otter)
Lineage: Eukaryota; Metazoa; Chordata; Mammalia; Carnivora; Mustelidae
Product: maestro heat like repeat family member 6
Exons: 14
Coding region: 1-2115 (704 amino acids)
Cellular component (GO): cytoplasm
Source: RefSeq, a predicted model, not a curated record
AUGGCUUGGGGGGCGUGGGGCCAGGCCCGCCGGGAUCCUGUGGGGGCUCUAACCCUGACAGCUCUGGCUGAAGGGAUCCAGGCCAACCAGGGGCAGACCCCAGGUCACUCUGCUCUUGGCCGUCAGCCCGGACAUGGGCUUGAACCUGAGUCGGAGCCUAAGAGUGCGGCUGCCAUCCCUGCCCCGGGCUGUGAGUCCCCUGAGGGACCCUGUCAGGACCCGCAGAGUUCCCGGGAGGAGGGGGCCCUUGCGGACCUGGCAGCGUACACAGCUGCCUGCCUGGAGGAGGCCGGCUUUGUGGGGACGCAGGCAACAGCGCUCACACUGUCCUCAGCUCCGGAGGCCCGGGGCCAGCCUCUGGAGGCGCAGGUGUACGCCCUGGUGAGCGGGCUGCUGGCGCAGGUGCCCAGCCUGGCCGAAGGGAGGCCCCGGCGGGCGGCCCUCCGGGUGCUGAGCGCGCUGGCCCGGGAGCACGCUCGGGAGGUGGUGUGUGCGCUGCUGCGCAGCUCGCUGCCCCCAGACCGGGCGGCGGCUGAACUGUGGCCCAGCCUGAGCCGGAAUCAGUGCGUGAACGGGCAGGUGCUGGUCCAGCUGCUGUGGGCGCUGAAGGACCAAGCGGGGCGGGAGCUGGAGGCCUUGGCGGCCACUCGGGCCCUUGGGGAGAUGCUGGCUGUGUCUGGUUGCGUGGGUGCCACGCGGGGCUUCUACCCACACCUCCUGCUCCUGCUGGUCACGCAGCUACACCAGCUAGCGCGGGGCGUGCGCGCCCCUGGCUCCCCGAAGGGGUUGGGCCCCUCGCAGCGAGGGCCGCCGCACAGCCACGCCAGCUGCGCGGUGGAGGCCUUGAAGGCCUUGCUCACCGGGGAUGGCGGCCGCAUGGUAGUCACGUGCAUGGAGCAGGCUGGAGGCUGGAGGAGGCUGGUGGGAGCCCACACCCACCUAGAAGGCGUCCUGCUGCUGGCCAGUGCCAUGGUGGCCCACGCGGACCACCACCUGCGAGGCCUGUUCGCGAACUUGCUGCCGCAGCUACGCAGCCCCGACGACACGCAGCGCCUCACGGCGAUGGCCUUCUUCGCCGGGCUGCUGCAGAGUCGGCCCACGGCGAGGCUCCUGCGGGAGGAGGUCAUCCUGGAGCGGCUCCGGGCCUGGCAGGGCGACCCCGAGCCCACCGUGCGCUGGCUGGGCCUGCUGGGCCUCGGCCACCUGGCGCUGAACCGCGGGAAGGUGCGGCACGUGAGCAGGCUGCUGCCCGCGCUGCUGGGUGCGCUGGGCGAGGGCGACGCGAGGCUCGUGGAGGCGGCGCUGGGCGCGCUGGGGAGGCUCCUGCUGCAGCCUGGGGCGCCGGUGCGGCUCCUGAGCGCCCAGCUGGGGCUGAGCCUCCCGCGGCUGCUGGACGACGCCAGGGAGUCGGUCCGCGCCUCGGCCGUGGGGCUUCUCGGGACGCUGGUGCGGCGGGGCCGGGGCGGGCUCCGGGUGGGGCUCCGCGGCCCCCUCCGGAAGCUGGUGCUCCAGAGCGUCGUCCCUCUGCUGUUGCGCCUGCAAGAUCCCAGCCGGGAGGCUGCUGAGAGUUCAGAGUGGACCCUGGCCCGCUGUGACCAGGCCUUGCGUUGGGGCCUGCUGGAGGACACGGUCACCGUGGCCCACUACGACAGCCCUGAGGCCCUAAGCCGCAUCUGCCACUGCCUGGUUCAGCAGUACCCAAGUCACACCCCCAGCUUCCUGAGCCAGACCCAGGGCUACCUGCGGAGCCCACAGACCCCUUUGCGCUGGGCCGCGGCCGUGCUCCUAGGCUUCCUCGUCCAUCACACCAGCCCUGGCCGUGUCAACCAGGACCUGCUGGACGCCCUGUUCCGGGACCUGGGACAGCUGCAGAGUGACCCAGAGCCCGCCGUGGUCGCCGCAGCUCAUGCGUCCGCCCAACAGGUGGCGCUGCUGGCCCGUGCCCAGGCCCAGCCCCGCCGCCCACGUCUCCUCCGCCUGCGCCUGCAUCUCCUCCGCUCAGGCCUCUGGCACCGCCGCCGGCCCCCCCGGCCCCCACCAGUCUACCCCAACAGCCCGUUCCAGCCCCAGAGCGUCAUAGGCCGCUGGGGCUGCCUGGGACCCGGCUGUGCCUGA